Molecule: messenger RNA, 3048 nt
Organism: Boleophthalmus pectinirostris (great blue-spotted mudskipper)
Lineage: Eukaryota; Metazoa; Chordata; Actinopteri; Gobiiformes; Gobiidae
Gene: srpra
Product: SRP receptor subunit alpha
Exons: 15
Coding region: 13-2097 (694 amino acids)
Biological process (GO): SRP-dependent cotranslational protein targeting to membrane
Cellular component (GO): signal recognition particle receptor complex; endoplasmic reticulum membrane
Molecular function (GO): GTPase activity; GTP binding; signal recognition particle binding
Source: RefSeq, a predicted model, not a curated record
AUUCUUGUGCGCAUGCGGGGAAGCCCCCGGAAACCCGCAUCCACUUCCGGUUUUGCUUCUGACGUGUCUCAAACUGUUCUUGCACUAUUUGUGGAGUGUGUAUCUGUUUUAGUGAGGAUUAUUCUGUUCUUCAGUUUUUGUAAGGUUCGUGAACACAAGAUGCUCGAUUUCUUCACCAUCUUUAGCAAAGGGGGGAUAGUGCUGUGGUGUUUCCAGGGAGCAGGAGUCACUGGGUCUUUUACUGGACCCGUGAAUGCUCUCAUCCGCUCCGUUAUUCUCCAGGAGCGCAGUGGGAAAAAUUCAUUCACCCAUGAUGCUCUGAGUCUUAAGUAUAAGUUGGACAAUGAGUUUGAGUUAAUAUUUGUGGUGGGUUUUCAAAAGAUCCUGACGCUGACAUAUGUGGACAAGUUCCUAGAUGAUGUUCAGCUUCAUUUUAGGGAUCGUUAUAAGAAUGAGUUGGAGCAAAAGGGAGCUUUAAAACUACUCAACAACAACUUUGACUUCGAGGAUGAUUUCAAUAUGCUUCUGAAAGAAGCAGAAGAGAGCAGCAAAGCUCAAAGCCGUGUUCGUGGCAUGAGGACCUUUGAGGAGUCUGAUAAAUCUCAGAAAACUGUGAAGUCAAUGAUUGAGACUAAAGGUGGGGACAAAGGCAAGGACAGUGGUGGAAAGAAGAAUAAAAAUACCAAAAAGGGGGCUCCUGCAGCAGAGCCAACUAAAGUGGAAACUAUAAAGACAUCCAGUCCAAAAGCAACUGUAAAUGGGAACCAGGGGUUGACUGCAGAAGAGAUUCAAAAGAAUCGGGAGGAGUUUUUUCGUAAAAAGCAAAAGACUGGAAUUGCUGAAAAACAAACCAAGUCUCCUAAACCUAAGAAACCAAAGGAAAAAGCAAUGCGUGUUUGGGACAUGGGUGGUAGCAGCUCCAAGAACUUAGACUAUAGUGAAAGAAAUGGAGAUAACGCCAGUAAUGGCACUGACCAAUAUCAGGAGGGCCAAAAAGAUGUGGACCGGCAGCUGAGCCCCAUGAUAGGAGACUUGCCAUCUGUUGAUUAUGAGUCCAGUGAAGAGGAAGAGGAAGAAGAGGAAACUGUGAUCGUCAGUCAAAAAAGCACUCCUAGCUCAGGCAAAGGUCUGGGUGGCAUGUUUGGGAUGCUGAAGGGGCUGGUGGGCUCCAAGAGCCUUAGUCGAGAAGAUAUGGAACCAGUGUUAGAAAAGAUGAGGGACCACCUCAUUGCUAAGAAUGUUGCUGCCGAGAUUUCCGCCCAGCUCUGUGAGUCUGUAGCUAAAAAACUGGAGGGCAAAGUCAUGGGCACAUUCACCACUGUGACCUCAACUGUAAAGCAGGCUCUCCAGGACUCACUGGUGCAAAUCCUGCAGCCAAAACGAAGAGUAGACAUUUUGAGAGACGUCAUGGAAGCUCAGAACCAACGAAGACCCUUUGUCAUCACAUUUUGUGGUGUCAAUGGGGUUGGAAAAUCCACCAAUUUAGCCAAGAUCUCUUUCUGGCUGAUUGAGAACGGUUUCACUGUCCUGAUUGCAGCCUGUGACACCUUUCGCGCUGGAGCUGUGGAGCAGCUCCGCACUCAUCAGCGGCGCCUAAACUCUCUCCACCCCCCAGAGCAGCACGGAGGGCGGCCCGUCGUUCAGCUCUACGAGAAGGGUUAUGGCAAGGAUGCUGCAGGCAUCGCCAUGGAAGCCAUUGCUUAUGCUCGUAACCAGGCCUUUGAUGUGGUGUUGGUGGACACUGCUGGGCGCAUGCAGGACAAUGCCCCUCUAAUGACCGCCCUGGCCAAGCUCAUCGCUGUCAAUAUGCCUGACCUUGUGCUGUUUGUUGGGGAGGCAUUGGUGGGCAAUGAAGCUGUGGAUCAGUUGGUAAAGUUCAAUCAGGCUCUAGCAGAUCAUUCCAUGUCUGACAAACCUCGUCUCAUUGAUGGCAUUGUCCUCACAAAAUUUGACACAAUUGAUGACAAGGUGGGUGCUGCCAUCUCAAUGACCUACAUCACUGGACAGCCCAUUGUGUUUGUGGGGACAGGGCAGACAUAUAAUGACCUGCGCAGCCUCAACGCCCGAGCAGUUGUCAGUGCCCUAAUGAAGGCUUAAGCUGCUUUGGUCUCCUAUUUUAUUACAUUACAGUCAAUACAGCACACCAAUAAGUUUCAUAAUUGUUGAAUGGUUAAUUUAUUUCAGUAGUUCAUGGAAAAUUCAUAGAGGUAAACAUAUUUAUAUUUAUUACACACUACAACAGAAGUAGAGUCAGACAUAAUUCACUUUCAUUUAUAAUACACUUUAGAAUAAAUACAUAUUUUGGGUAUUUCUUUUAUCAAACUACUAAAAUAAUUUAACUUUUCAUUACUUAUUGAUGUGCUCCUGAAUUGGAUGUAUACUGCUCUUAAUAUAUUAAUGUUCAAAACUGUUUUUUCUGUAACAAAAACGUCAGCACUUGUAAAAUUACAUUUAUGAUCACUUGAGUAAUUCGGACAGACUAUUGGACCUAAAGUAUAACUGUUACCAGAGAAACAGUUUACAAAAUGAAGACCUAAAAACCUGCCGUUUGUCACCUCUGCUCUCCGGGUUUGGAAGCUUAAUAUGUGACAUUUUAGCAGCAGCCUGUGGGGAACGCUUAGUGACCAUUGUGCCUCUGUGAUCCCUAUUUUUCAAGUUGUGUUAAAAAAUCUGUUCAUUUAUACUAUAUCAUGGGGACUGGAUUUCUGCAGUAAAAAGCCAAUUGAACAACCCUAUUAAGCCUCCGAGUAAGACAUGCAAUUGGACAUUGUGACCUGCCAUUGAAACACACUUAAAAUUUUCAUUUCAAUUUUAUUACUUGGUAAAUGUUGGUGAUCUGGUACAUUUCAUGGUGACUGUACAGAUCUAAGGCAUAAACUUUAACAAAAUCAUUUAUGUUCUUCCCUUUUUUAAUUUUGACAUAAGGAAGUCUUAAUUUUGCCCAUUUUAAUUUAUGGUGGUGCAAUAAGAGGUAGAGUUGAUUUAAAAAAAAGUUUUGAGAUAAUUUAUGAGAAUGUAAGCGUUUCUAAAUAAAGCUGCUAUACUGUU